GAGCAACUGGAGAAUGAAGGAGAGAGAACAAGAGAAAAUAGACGCCGAAUUAGCGACGAGCGGCGAAGAACGGAGCGAGAAGCAGCAAAGCAAAAAAGGCGUCGACUGAACGAAGACGAACGGGAAGGAGAAGGUAAGUGGAUAUCUUCAAAUUUAAGCUUCCUUUGUGCCGAGGUUAGCUUACUGUAAAUAUGUAUCGGAUGCAAGGCGUUGUGGCUUUUGCGAAAUUAUUUUUUUCAAAAAAGCUUACUGUGGAACGUCAGUUGUAGCUUUGUUUGUUUACUCAAUAACCUAGUCGUGAUUGCAUCAGGACCAACCACAAGUCAAUUGUUGUCACGCAGCGUUGAAAUGUAAUUUUACUUGAAUGAGAUAGAGUAAAAGCUUUAAGUGCUCCUCGAUUUAUUUCGUACUUUCUGAUGUUGAAAGUAAGGUAAUCUUAAAUGUGCAAGUUAUGUAAUUCCAUCGAAAAGUUUCAGCAUUGUUAUUUUUUCCGUCCUAUAUAUCCGACCGUGCAAUGAAUCGCUGAAUGAAUUAAUGUGAACUCCUCUUGUGACAGUUGUUUGUCACUCCUGUAAGCUUAUGUAAACUAAAACCUCCUAUUUUUCCUAUUUUUUAGCUGGUGAAGCCAAAAUUUGUUACAAAAUUGAAAAUGGAAUUAUAGUUGUAUGUGUUUUUGAGUGA
Molecule: messenger RNA, 681 nt
Organism: Porites evermanni
Lineage: Eukaryota; Metazoa; Cnidaria; Anthozoa; Scleractinia; Poritidae
Source: the annotation of a GenBank genome assembly